CUUUGCCAUUUGCUUGCAAUGUCUAAUACCUGAGUGAGAGAGCUUCCUCAGUCCAUGGAGGUGUCGUCGAGGCUCCAAAGCCUCCUCAGACCCUUCCUACUCUGCCGCUCCCGCGCCGCAGGGAUGACCCUCCAAACCCUAGCUCUUUGCUCCCCGCCGCCUCCUCCGCGCAUCCCAUCUUCCUUCCUCCUCCGAACGCGCCGUCUACCUCCUCCCUUUCCCCAUGGCGGCCCAUCCCGUCUUCUUUUCCACAGCACCUUCGCCUCCGUCUCCCCGGCCCCCGCCCCUGCUCCAGGGAGGGACCACCUCAACUCCAAGGAACAGGGACCCCCGCCCGCGCCCUUGCCUCCGCCACCGCCAGAGGAGCUCGCCUCCGAAGACGAGUCCUACUACCACGAGCACCUUCUCGAAGUGGCGCAGGAGAACCAGUCACGGGUCGUCCCCGUCAAGGCAUUCUUUCUAUGCACCAGCAUCGACCUGCGGAGCCUGCAGUCCCAGAAUUCCUUCAAUGUCAUUCCACCCACAUCGCGUGCCACCAACUACGUUGUCCUUAGAUACUACGAUGUCAAGGGAGACCCCGAGGGUUUUAAGUCUGGUGUCAUAGAUGAGAGCCAUUGCCACUACAUGGUCGUUUUCCAAUAUGGGUCCAUUGUGCUGUUUAAUGUUUCUGAUCAUGAAGCAGAUGGAUACCUGAAAAUUGUUGAGAAGCAUGCAUCUGGUUUACUUCCAGAGAUGAGAAAGGAUGACUAUGCUGUUGUUGAAAAGCCUACCCUAGAGACAUGGAUGCAAGGUGGUCUUGACUAUAUCGUGCUUCGGGAUCUGAGUAUUGAUGGGAUCCGUACAAUUGGAAGUGUCCUGGGUCAGAGUAUUGCUCUUGACUACUAUAUCCGUCAAGUGGAUGGAAUGGUAGCUGAGUUCACAGAUAUCAACCGUGGAAUGGAAAAAACUGGUACCUUCACUAUGGAGAGGAAGAAGCUUUUCCAGCUUGUAGGGAAGGCCAACUCUAACUUGGCUGAUGUUAUUCUUAAGCUUGGACUCUUUGAGAGGUCAGACAUAGCGUGGAAGAAUGCAAACUAUGCUCAGAUCUGGGAAUACCUUCGAGAUGAAUACGAGCUAACCCAGAGAUUUGGGAACCUUGAUUUUAAGUUGAAAUUUGUUGAGCACAACAUCAGGUUUCUUCAGGAGAUCCUUCAGAACAGGAAGUCGGAUUUUCUGGAAUGGCUUAUCAUCAUCCUGAUCAGUGUUGAGAUCUUGAUAUCUGUUUAUAACAUAAUACAGGAGCAGAUGUAGGGCUUUGUUCCAUCCUGAACACGAGAUGCAUAUGUUUUGACCGUGGAUUCUGUGAUGCCCUGCUGCCGUUGGCACAACCUCGAUUUGUAAAGAAACAUACGUACUAGAGACUGGAUCCGAUUCGACCUCUAUACUCCUUAUAAAUUAAUUCCUCAGACAUAUGGUUUGGUGAUUGCAUUUGCAUGUUGUCAGUC
Messenger RNA from Zea mays, 1484 nucleotides. RefSeq lists its product as uncharacterized. Lineage: Eukaryota; Viridiplantae; Streptophyta; Magnoliopsida; Poales; Poaceae. The record is from RefSeq and is marked validated. The transcript is spliced from 7 exons. The coding region runs from base 55 to 1290 and encodes 411 amino acids.